AUGAAAUUCUUCACCGGGCUUGCCCUCGCCUUCAUUACUCGAACAUUUCUUGAUUCCGAGAUCCCAGACUGCCACCGCCAAUUGUACCCCCGAAGGAGUCGGUACCAGACAGUAACCCUCGAGGCGUCUCAAGAGAUGGCGUCCCGCGCGUCGUUGCGACCGCUUCUCCGACCGGACCCGAAGCGCAUGCUCGGGACGCUAUCCUUCUCUGCUGCUGCAGGAGCAACAAUUCGUGCAUCUCAAUUGUUGCCCUUGAACCCGGCUCUCAAGCCGGUACAGUCGUCCUCGACAUUCUGGGGCUUCCACAGGCUGCUCCAACUGCCACAUGGUCGGAAUUUCCACUCGGCAACCCCUCUAUCGUCACAUCCGAGCUCCAACAAUGGCAACCCUCCGCGGCCAUCAUCUGCCGAUACCAGCGAUUCCAUACCAAUUGCCAUGCCGCCCCCAGAGGGAACCGGGGAGCCGGCAGCACCAAUUGACCCCCCUGCCUCCUCACCAUCAGCUGAGCCAAGCGAGCAGCCGUCCGAGCUAGAGCAAAAGGGAACCUCUUCAGAAACAUCUCCCCACCAAGAACAACAACAACAACAACAACAACAACAAUCAUCCCCCGCCGCAGACGAACCUACCCCCUCGACGUCCCCAGACCCAUCCAGCGACGCAAAGAGCCCGACCCAGCCCCUCACCGCGCGCCUCACCAACGCCAUCGACAACCUCCAGACCCGCCUCCUGGCCGGCCAGCAGACCCUCAACGACCUGACGGGCUACUCGUCGAUCGAGCAGAUCAAACACCAAAACGCCGAGCUCGAGACGCAGCUGGCGGCGGCGCAGGACCACCUCCGGCACGCGCGGCAGGCGUACAAGACGGCGCACUCGGCGCGGGCCUCGACGCAGCGCGAGGUGACGACGCUGCUGGCGCGCAAGGACGGCUGGUCGCCGCUGGACCUGGAGCGCUUCACGACUCUGUACCGCCAGGACCACCAGCUCGAGACCGAGGCGCAGCGCGCCGCGCGCGAGCUGACCGAGGCCGAGGACGACGAGGCCCGCCUCUCGGCCGCCCUGACCAACGGCAUCAUGCGCCGGUACCACGAGGAGCAGGUCUGGAGCGACCGCAUCCGCCGCGCCAGCACCUGGGGAACCUGGGGCCUCAUGGGCGUCAACAUCCUCCUCUUCCUCGUCCUGCAGUUCGUCGCCGAGCCGUGGAGGCGCCGCAGGCUGGUCAGGAGCAUCGCCGAGGGCGAGAAGCCCAUGAUGGAUGAGGUCAAGCAGGAGCUCGAGGCUGUCAGGGGCGCCCUGGCUGCGUUUGAGAAGAGCACCGCCGCCGCCGCCGCCGCCGCUGUCCAGGCAACCCCUGCUGCUGAGCCUGCGCUGUCAUCAGCGCAAGCGUUUGUAGACCAAGUCGAGGUCGUCGGUACGGCGCCUGACGAGGUUGUUGUCAUAGCCGGAACUGACCCUGAGCCUACGUCUCCCCCUCCCCAGCCCUGGACUGAGGUUAUCGUAGAUCCGAAGCUGUGGGGCCCAGUUCUCUCAGACCUGUACAGUGAGCGGAGGAUCGACCUUACAAUGCGUGAGGUUUCCAUCAUCGCACUAGAGGGUGCCCUGGCUGGAGCAGUAAUUUUCGCCGGUGCGUUCGCCUUGCUGGUGAGGAAUUGA
Messenger RNA from Pyricularia oryzae 70-15, 1650 nucleotides. Its product is annotated as mitochondrial inner membrane protein. NCBI's taxonomy places the organism in Eukaryota, Fungi, Ascomycota, Sordariomycetes, Magnaporthales, Pyriculariaceae. The transcript has 2 exons. The record is from RefSeq and is a predicted model, not a curated record. Gene Ontology annotation, biological process: inner mitochondrial membrane organization. Gene Ontology annotation, cellular component: mitochondrial inner membrane. Bases 1 to 1650 code for a protein of 549 amino acids.